CAUCGAUCCAAUCACUUCAUCAGAUACAUACAUACUCAACUCCUGGAUCUUGAAGAUGAUUCCCCUCGAACGGUACAAGGAGCUCAAAACACAAGCAUCGAAGGUCGUAUACGUUUGCGAUGUCAUGAAUCUACUCGGCAUGACUCCGAAACAGUUCUUCCUUGCAUUCGUUGAGCAAACCGAUGUGCAGCUAACGAGUCGUCGUUGGCUUUGGGCGGACAAUGCCUGGGACUCAACGAGGAUCCUUCUGGAGGCGAUUGGAACAAUGAUCUGCUCUCGCAAACCUGGGGAAACCAACUGGCAUGAGUUCAUCCUCAGUCAGGCUAAAUUGAUUCUCAAAGUCGAUAAAAAACGUGAAAACCCUCGAGGAUUGUAUUUUAACUCUACAGAAAUUACCUCCGAUUUUUUCAGCGAGGAGAAUCAAGUACUUCGCGACAAACAAAUGAUGGACGAGGAACAGCCGUUUCUAUACAAGCUUCUAAAAUCAAAAAUACUACACCAAUCUGAUUUUAAAGACAACAACUUACAUGAUUCAGAUAGCGAAACUGAAGACAACAAUGACAUCAAUGACCACCAGGAUACCUUGGAUGAGGAUUCUAGGCUUAAAGCUAAGAUUGAUCGAGCCCAUGUUAUAUCAAAAACUAUAUGCUCAAUGGUGACGUUUGCAUCCAACCGGAGAAAGAAUGUGAUGCAGCUUGAGAAUGCCACCACCUUCCUAGCCUGCGGGAUCUCUGAUCGGGUCAGCAAGUACCUCAACUUUAUCAGCUUGACCUCCUCCCGUUCAACUGCUCAUUUGGCGUUGUGCACCCUCGGUGACAAAUCGGAAAAGAACAUCGUAAAACACAUGAAGAUUGGUGCAGCUACAUCACCCAACUUCUGCCCACUCAUCUGCAUUGACAAUCUCGACUUCCAGGAGGCGGUUCACGUUAAAUCAGUUGACAAUCAAAGUUCAAUGUUUCACGGCACCUGGGGGUACCUUCAUCGGCCCAAUCCCGAUAUUCUAGCGAGUUUGGAUCCAAAAGAGCUAUCCCUUCAAGCUUACAAGCAUGUGAUUUCGAAGUUGGCCAAUGAUGUUAUCUCACCAGCAAUGUUUGUCUUUAACAAGGAAGAAAGCUCACACAAUCAAUCAGUUUUGAAGAGCCAAGUCGCAAAUGUCUUCAUGACUUACAUUGCUACAACAGAAUAUCGAACACCAAAUAUCCCCCUGAAUCCGCCACAGAUCGAGGUACUAGCUGCUCAAAAGCCAGAUAUUACAAUGCUAAAACUAAUGGUUGCAUCAGACAACAGCUCUGAAGGCAUUGGCGAAGUAUACGAAGGUCUUGUACGACAAAGUGGACUUACUGCUGCAGACUUUGCUUCAAGACUAAUGAUCAUUGAAGGUGAUCUAGGGACCUGUCUCAACCUGAAUAGUUUACGAGCACAACGGAAACCAAACAACCACGCCGAGGAAAGCCUUUCAAAUGUGUUCACUCUCUUAGGCGGCGCACAUAUCCUUUGGAACGUUGCCCAGACUAUAAUAUUGCUUCAUUUUGGGAAUAGCUCUGACUCAAAAGAUCUUGGCUGCUGGCAUUUUCUCGAGGCGCUAGGAAUUAAAUCAAAUCAAGUACUCAACAAGAAAGAUUUCUCGCUGAUGCUUGUGCAAGCACAGAAGGUACAUGAAGCAACACUUGCUUAUCUGAUACUAUUAACUCUUGGAAAACACACCGAAUCGUUUCCAAAGGAGAAGAUUUCAAUGCCAGCAAAAAAAAUCCUCACGAUCAUCGACUCUGUUUAUGACCAGUAUCUUUCCCCUCAGGCCCUUACUAAAUCAAAGAAUGUCAAUGCACCCUGUCUUCACAAUAUGCUGCUACGACUGCGUGAUUUCUCAAGUAUUGUUGAAUCAACGGUGGGCCGCUACGCUACACUACGCUAUUUGGCCACUACAUUGUUAGUUCACGCUACACACCGCUGA
Molecule: messenger RNA, 1951 nt
Organism: Puccinia graminis f. sp. tritici CRL 75-36-700-3
Lineage: Eukaryota; Fungi; Basidiomycota; Pucciniomycetes; Pucciniales; Pucciniaceae
Exons: 5
Coding region: 56-1951 (631 amino acids)
Source: RefSeq, a predicted model, not a curated record